Molecule: messenger RNA, 3366 nt
Organism: Rhizopus microsporus ATCC 52813
Lineage: Eukaryota; Fungi; Mucoromycota; Mucoromycetes; Mucorales; Rhizopodaceae
Exons: 2
Coding region: 335-3250 (971 amino acids)
Molecular function (GO): protein binding
Source: RefSeq, a predicted model, not a curated record
AUUCAUCAAAAAGUAGCAGCAAGAAAGAAGCAUUGUACAUACAUUCUAUAAAAUAAAAAAAGCUUACCCUACUCUUUGGCUUAAUAAUCGUUCUACCUCUGAGAUUAUGCUUUCUCUUACAACUGCUGCAACUUGUAAACAAUGCCGAAGAAAUACUCAUAAACUGAAAUGCAUCACCACUGAAAUAUACAAUAGUUCGCUCCUUAUUCACUCUAGAAAUCAUUCUCGGCGUCAGUCGACAAUAGCAAAGAGAAGCGAGAUCAAUAACUCAACAUUGACAACAAUCAAAAUCCAUCGUACACAAAAAUGGAAUCCUUCUCUACACAUACCCACCAUGAGAUCACUAUCGACAAACACAACCAAUCGCGAACUGCAAGAGAAAUCCCAGGAACCAUUUGAGGAUCGCUACUACGACACUGUUCUCUCAGUAGCUUUAGAUCAGUCCAACUCUGUUAUUGCACAAUCAUUAUUGGAAAAUACAUUCUUGCUACUUAGAAAAGGUAGCACAGAUCUUGCCUGGGAGUGUUAUAGAGAUUUAUCGUCCCAGAAAGUUCAAAAGUAUAUCUCUCGUGAUCAGUAUGCCCGUCUCGUUCGAAAGUUCUAUCACCAACCCAGCCGUGCUUUGGGACUAGAAGCAGUCUUGACACUCGUAGAAGACAUGAAGCAGCUAGGAUAUAAAGUGGGUAGAAAGGAAAGAUUACUAGUUUUACAAUUGCUUGGUCAAAAUGGAAUGAUAAAAGAAAUGGAAAAGGUGUAUACUGAUUUCAAAAAUGACAAUCUAUUGAUUGUGUCGGACGAGGCAGAAGACAAAAAGGCUUUCAAUAUCAUGAUAACUGCAUACGAAGGGCAGAAAAAGACAAUGGGUAAUAAAGAAGCAGCAUUGAAUAUAAUGAAGAUUUACGAAGAUAUGCUCUAUCACUGCGUUCAACCAAAUGCUAGAGCAACAACUGCACUGCUGGAAAGCAUUCGAUCUGCGGGUUAUUCAGACGACAUGGUAGAAAAGCUGUCUAAUUGGGCAUGGCCAAAAAUGGCACCCAAGACGAAUGAAUUACAACUGGAUCCUGUGAUAUAUCAAAAUAUAGUCUGUUAUUUUGCAAACGCUGGACGUCCUGAUUAUGCCUUACAAGUGAACGACAUUAUGAUAAAGAAUAACAUACCUCGUACGCUUCAAAUGAUGACAGCAUUAAUACAUAAAGUUGGCCGAGCGGGUGAUAUCGAACAAGCCAUGAAACUAUUUGAUGAAAUGGUGCACAAGGAUGGAAUCCAGCCAAGUCUUGUUACCUUUAAUGUGUUGAUUGAUAUCCAUGCUCACAAGAGACCGGAACCUGACGUUGAAGGAGCCAAUAGAGCCUACGAUAUGCUGCGAGAAGCCGGUUUACAGCCAGAUACCUAUACAUUUGCCACAUUGAUUGAUAUGUUUGCAAAACAAAAAGACUUCAAAAUGCUUCGACGAAUCUACCGUUAUAUGUAUCACAAUAAGAAAAUUCGACCAAAUGAAUAUGUUGCUUCAUCCAUUGUUGAAUGCUUCAUAAAGCUUGGUGACCUCAAUUCUGCACUUGGGGCUUUUCGUAUGCUAAGAGGUGCAGGAGCAAAGACGACUGUGAUGUUAGAUCUUGUGUUCAAAGGAUUGAUCAGUAGCGGAAGAGCUCAAGAUGCCUUUGAUCUUGUGGAAUCUAUGCGUUAUACUGAAUUUGGACCAAAAGCUAGCACAUUUAUGCCUUUAUUAGAAUUUUAUGCGAAUAGAGGAGAUGCUGAUAGGGUUCAAAAAGUAGCCACACUGUUGACUAAAGCAAAUUUGCCAACAAAGCCGCAACAUCUUCUUGCUGCACUACUGAAAGCACACGCCAAGUCUCGCAACAUCGGAAGUGCAGAAAGAAUAUUUGAAGCAUAUACGAAGAAGUGGCAGCCUACCGUUUUUGUAUACAACUCGCUACUUUAUGCAUAUGUUAUGAACAAUGAAAUGGAUAAGGUGCUGGAGAUUUAUAGCCGCAUGUCUACAGACAGCAUAAAACCAGACGUAAACACGUAUGGUAUCCUUAUGCACUUUUAUUCAAGGCGUGGAGAUGUGCGAGCAGUAGAGGUUAUCAUGGACACAAUGAAAGCAAACAACAUCAAGCCAAGUGUAACUUGUGAGACAAUACUCAUGCAGACAUAUUUCGAAGCCAGUUUAUCGUCAGAUGCUAGAUCAGUCAUGGAACGUAUGCUUCAAGCUGGCUUAAGGCCUACGUCGCAAACUUGGAGUAUUCUAGUGAAUGGCUGUGCAAAAUCCAACGAAUUAGAAUAUGCAGAAUCCAUUCUACAAGAAGCUAUCGACAGAUCAAAGGUGUUCUGGAGUCAUCAAUCAAACUUUUUGAAGAAUGCAACAAGUGCAGUUGUCAAAACUCAUGCGCUUUAUGACUCAUAUGUGCCUGAAACCAUUGAAGAUAUUUUGGAAAAGACACACCCAGAUUUAGGCACACAACCAAAUAUUCUUUCAGCAUAUUUAUUCACUCCUCUCAUUGAUGCAUAUAGCAAAAAGGGCAACUUUACAAGAGCAAAACAACUGUUUAAAACAAUGCUUGACCUUCGUAUACCUAUCACCGUACCAACUUAUGUUACCUUAAUGAGCAUGUUUCAAAAUGAAAAGCAUUACGAUGCCGUAGAAACAAUGUGGAAUGCGUUACGAAAACCGGGAAAAGCUCAAACAUGUAUCAACAAUAUUGACCCAGACAUAGAUCGUAUACCAUUACCUGAAAAAUACUAUGAUUACCUGCACUUACUAAAAGUCACUGACGCAAAAAAUAUCCAAGUCAUUGAGCCCACUGAGGAGCCUAUACCCGAACAAGCUUCACAGUUUGCACUGUCUGUUUAUAUUGAUUCACUUGUAGAGCAGAAACGUAAUCAAGACGUUGAAAAUCUCUGGAACGAGUUAGAAGCGGAGAAUUACCAGUUUGAUGAACAAAACUUGAACAGAUAUCUAGUGUCGUUACUGACGGAGGAUAAAGUAGAUAAGGCAUGCAAUAUGGUUUCUACACACUUCUUUGCAUCUAAUGCAAUGAACGAAAAGGGCGAAUCAAGUGAUCAAUCGCUUGUGCCAAAGACGAUGCGUAAGAGAGACAAACUAGACAUAGAUACAGGCAAUCAAUUACAUGAUCGAACAUGUUUAGCAUUUGCAACAAAAUUCGAUAUUCCUGGAGCAGAGAACAUGGGCGUCUUUAGACUAAGAUCGACAGUGAUUGAAAGAAUCAAGAGUUAUUUGAGGAAAGAAUAAGCCUCAUAUAGUUUAUAGAAUCAUAGACUCUUUGUAUAAAAAAUAAACAAAAAUAAAUAGCUGCUUUGAACUUUAAAAAUAAUAAAACUGUAAUCACUCUAAUCACUCUAUCAUCA